Eupeodes corollae is the source of this 2190-nucleotide messenger RNA. RefSeq lists its product as uncharacterized. Bases 1 to 2190 code for a protein of 729 amino acids. The transcript has 3 exons. The record is from RefSeq and is a predicted model, not a curated record. Lineage: Eukaryota; Metazoa; Arthropoda; Insecta; Diptera; Syrphidae.
AUGGAGUUAUCUGCACGAUCUGCGUAUAGAGGUCAGGUAACAAAAAUUGUGAAAAAUGCUACGGAUUUUUUCGACAAUGAAAGCUCUCAACUCAAUUCAACAAAUGACCUGGAUACCAUUGAGGAAGAAAUUGUUCAAUUUGUCCAGCGACUGACGUUAGCCCAUGAAAGUCUCAAUGCUGUUAACAAAGAUGUGCAAACUAAAGGUCUUCUCAAGACAGAUGAACUAGACAGGGAAUUUGAAAGGGUCAGCGAAUAUGAAGACUCGGCAAUAGGUGUUCUUUCUCGUCUAAAUUCUCGUCUCCAGAAAGUCAGAAACAAGCUUAACCCACCCACAAAUAAUACAUCAAGAUCGCCUCUCAACAAUUCAUCAUCUCAUAAUAAUAAUUCUAAUUAUUCCGUUAAACUUCCCAAAUUGCAGCUUAAAAAAUUCGAUGGCAAUUAUCAUGAGUGGUUAUCGUUUUGGGAGCAGUUCCGAACGGCUGUUCACGAAAACGGAAAUUUAACAUCAUCCGAUAAAUUUAGUUAUUUGGAAUCUGUGUUAACUGGCAGCGCAAAAAAUGUCAUCGGUGGAUUUACAGCUUCAGGUAUGUGUUAUGAAGCCGCUAUCUCUCUCCUACAAGAACAAUUUGGUGACGUAGAACGUUUGGUGGAUAAAAAUAUGCAGCAAUUACUUUCCCUUCGCUCCGUCCACCAAAGAACAGAUGCAGCUAGCCUUCGCAAUUUAUAUAAUUCUAUAACAUCAUGUUGUCGCACACUAACAGCUUUGCAAAUACCUACCCAUCAUUACCACGUCAUGCUGAAAACAAUAUUGCUUCGUUGCUUGCCUUCAGAACUGCGAGUGGAUUAUUAUAGAGUAGAGGAAAGAGAUGAACAAGAACAUGCUACUGAAACAAAAGAAGAUGAUGACUCGAGUUCCACAACCUCUUUGCAAAUUGGAGAUAAGCAAGUGAAAGACAUAAUGCGUUUUCUGAAAAGAGAGGUUGAAUCUUUGGAAAGAAAAAACGGUCAACGUUACCAAGCUUCUCUACCAUGGAAGCAUCCGGAUGUUGUAGUUAAAAGCAACAAGGCACAAGCAUUAACGAGACUGAAGUCACUUCGCACUCGGUUGUCCAGACAUCCCGAACAAUACCAACAAUAUGAUGCAGGUAUACAACAACUUCUUCAAGACGGUGUAGCUGAACCGAUUCCACCUCCAAACGAUGGCGAUUUGCGUCGUGUCAUCUACUUACCUCAUCGCCCAGUGUAUAAAGCUGAAAGUACAACUACAAAGAUACGGAUCGUGUUCGAUGCCUCAGCACGGAGUGAAUUCUCGCCCUCGUUAAACGAUCUUCUUCACGUUGGAGCUAAUCUACUUCCCGAUGUUUUAAAGAUCCUUUUGAACUUUCGCCUUGGACGUUAUGGGAUCGUGGCCGAUGUAGAGAAGGCCUUUCUUCAAAUCGAGCUCAACAAGAAGGACCGUGACAGCCACAGGUUUUUAUGGUACAACACUGAAGAGGGAAUCGCCGAAUAUCGGAUGACGAGAGUUACUUUUGGCGUGAAUUGCAGCCCUUUCUUGCUGACAGCAACCUUGCGAUUUCAUCUGAAAAACGAGAUCCAGUUUCAGCCUACAUGCAACAUUUUGAUGAACAGUUUUUACAUGGACGAUUUCGCUGCAAGCUGUAAUACUGAAGAAGAAGGUAAGCGCAUUGGUGAGGAAGCUGUGUUGGUGAUGAGAAACGCAAGCAUGAAUCUCAGGAAGUGGAACUCUAAUAGUGAGCUAGUUCGUAACGCUCUUUGCCCAGAUGCUAGCAUGAAGGCGUAUGGAACUGUUGCUUUCAUUAAAAUCGUUGGCGAUGAUGGUGAAGAGAGUGUUGCUUUCCUUUGUGCAAAAAAUCGAGUUGCACCGCUCAAAAUAGAUGGAAUAAAAGAACUGUCCCUUCCAAAGUUGGAACUAACGGCAGCAUUGUUAGCAGCUCGACUGUGUGCUUACUUAAAACAGUCUCUUAAAGUUAUGAUACACAAGUUUUUCCUCUGGACCGAUUCCAGAAUUGCGCUUGGAUGGAUUCAGGGUGAUGCUAAUCUAUGGAAGCCGUACGUGCAGAGCCGAGUCACUGAAAUCCGUCAUUUAACGUCAGUAGCAGACUGGAGGCACUGCAAAGGAAAGGAGAACCCCGCCGAUCUUCUCACCCGAGGAGUCACCGCUUACUGA